Molecule: messenger RNA, 546 nt
Organism: Penicillium brevicompactum
Lineage: Eukaryota; Fungi; Ascomycota; Eurotiomycetes; Eurotiales; Aspergillaceae
Product: carboxymuconolactone decarboxylase family protein
Exons: 1
Coding region: 1-546 (181 amino acids)
Molecular function (GO): peroxiredoxin activity
Source: RefSeq, a predicted model, not a curated record
AUGCGCCUCCCAUACGUCCCAGACCCUCCCCAAACCAACACACCCGACGAAGCCAGAAUCCUAGCCAGUGUGCAGGAACGCAGAGCACCAAACCCACUUCUGCCUCUCGACCUAGCUCUUCUGCACUCAUACCCAGUCACCGAAGGCUGGAACUCAUUCAUCGGCGCCAUCCGCACACGAACAAGCCUUUCGACAGUCAUUCGCGAAUUGGCAAUCUGCCGUGUGGCAGUUAUCAAUGGCGCGCUGUUUGAAUGGGAGCAGCAUGCGCCUUUGCUGAAGGAGGGCGGUUUGAGCGAAGAAGCUUUGAAGAUUGUUGGAGAUGCGCAGGCGGAUUUCUCGUCUCCGAGCUUGACACCUGAACAGAGGGCUGUUUUGGCUUAUACGGAUGCUAUGACAAAGACGGUAACCGUUCCGGAGAGCGUUUUCGAGAACUUGAAGGCCUGUUUUGAUGAGAGAGAGGUUGUUGAAAUCACGGCAACAGUCGCGGCUUACAAUUGCGUUUCGAGGUUCUUGGUUGCUUUGGACGUUGGAGAGAAGAAUCAUUGA